Messenger RNA from Heterocephalus glaber (naked mole-rat), 624 nucleotides. Its product is annotated as protein FAM170A-like. NCBI's taxonomy places the organism in Eukaryota, Metazoa, Chordata, Mammalia, Rodentia, Bathyergidae. The record is from RefSeq and is a predicted model, not a curated record. Gene Ontology annotation, biological process: fertilization. Gene Ontology annotation, cellular component: nucleus.
AUGGAGAGCGAGAAUUUCUCCUUCAUGGAACAUUCCCAUUUGCCUUCCUCCUUGGCCAGUAACCCUUCAAAGUCUGCAACAUCUACUGAAAAGAAAAGAGUCCUGAAGGUUUACCAUAAGCCUGUCCCAAUGAAAAGGGGUAUGGCUUCCUUGGGGGAUACAGAAGAAGAUUUGGAGCCCCUCACAAAGAUGACAAGAAGAGCAAAAAUUACCUUUCCUGAGAAGAUCCCUUCAAAAGCCAGCCUCUCUCAUAUGUGCCUAAGAGACGUCCUAACUGACAGUGAAAAUGGCUUGCACGGGGAAGGCCAAGAGGAAAGGGAAGAGGCUGAGAAGCCACCUGAGCAUCUGGCCCAGGGUUCGGUGCUGGAGGAUCCGUAUAGUGGCUUUAGGUGCAUGGUCUGCUGCCAAGUCUUCCCCAAUAUGCGGCUGUUUAAGAAACACCGGGAGGAUGGGGUUGAGGGUGGUGCUUCAUGCCUUAGUCUUGCAUUUGCCAAACCAAGGAACACAAUGAAGCAAAGCAAGAGAAUCACAGAGGAGGAGGAUAGGAAUAUGACAACAUCUGGAGAAGCAACGUCAGACAAACUAAAGUUGCAAAAUAACACUUCUGAAGUAUCAAGUCGUUAA